Messenger RNA from Striga hermonthica, 1263 nucleotides. Lineage: Eukaryota; Viridiplantae; Streptophyta; Magnoliopsida; Lamiales; Orobanchaceae. The record is from the annotation of a GenBank genome assembly.
AUGAUGCAGCCGGCAACCACCAUGGUCCCCCCUCCAAUGCUCCCACAUCAGUACCAGCAACAGCCACCGCAGCAGCCAUCUCAACCAUGGAUGGCGCAGCAGCCUCAGCAACCCCCAUACCAGGUCCAUCCUCAUCAACCGCCGCCCGCAGCGGGUUAUUACUACCAGCAGCCGCAGGCUCCGGCAGGCGCCGUCACGCAGCAGCAGUACGCUGCUGUGCCAGCGGCUCCGGCUCAGCCGAUAGCGGAUGAUGGGAUCCGGAGCCUGUGGAUUGGAGAUCUGCAGUACUGGAUGGAUGAGCAGUAUUUAUACGGCUGCUUUGCAACCACCGGGGAGGUGGUGGCAGCUAAAGUUAUCCGCAACAAGCAAACUGGCCAGUCAGAAGGUUAUGGAUUCAUUGAGUUUGCUAGCCAUGCUGCUGCGGAGAGGAACCUGCAAACAUACAAUGGCAGCUUAAUGCCAAAUGUCGAACAGACUUUCAGAUUGAACUGGGCAUCCAUGGGAGCUGGGGAAAAGCGUGAUGAUGCUUCUGACUACACCAUAUUUGUUGGAGACCUGGCAGCUGAUGUUACUGAUUACAUGCUUCAGGAAACUUUCAGAGCCAAUUAUCCUUCAGUGAAGGGUGCAAAAGUUGUCACAGAUAGAAUAACAGGACGUACAAAGGGCUAUGGGUUUGUUAGGUUUGGUGAUGAAAGUGAACAAUUGCGUGCCAUGACAGAGAUGAAUGGUAGGUUGUGCUCCACUAGGCCUAUGCGAAUUGGUCCAGCUGCAAACAAACAAAAAGUGGGUGGUCAGACUCAGACCAAAGCCUCAUACCAAACUUCACAGGGAACUCCAAGUGAGGAUGAUCCAUCUAACACAACUAUCUUUGUUGGGAAUUUGGACCCCAAUAUCACAGAUGAUCAUCUGAGACAGGUGUUUGGCCAACAUGGACAGUUACUCCAUGUGAAGAUACCUAUGGGCAAACGAUGUGGUUUUGUUCAAUUUGCUGACAGAAGCUGUGCUGAGGAAGCUCUACGGGUGUUAAAUGGAACCCAAUUGGGAGGUCAGAGCAUUCGACUCUCGUGGGGCCGUAGCCCUUCAAACAAACAGGUUGACCCUAACCAGUGGAGUAGUGGAUAUUAUGGUUAUACCCCCGGUUAUGAUACCUAUGGAUAUGCUCCGGCAGCACAGGAUCCAAAUAUGUACUAUGGAGGCUAUACUGGAUAUGGAAGCUACCCACAACCACCACAACAGCAGCAGCCAAUGCAACAACCUCAGUGA